Molecule: messenger RNA, 2550 nt
Organism: Chelmon rostratus (copperband butterflyfish)
Lineage: Eukaryota; Metazoa; Chordata; Actinopteri; Chaetodontiformes; Chaetodontidae
Product: V-set and immunoglobulin domain-containing protein 10-like 2
Exons: 12
Coding region: 1-2550 (849 amino acids)
Molecular function (GO): protein binding
Source: RefSeq, a predicted model, not a curated record
AUGGUGGCCCAACUGCUAGGGCUGGCCUUCCUGUUUCUACCUACCAGCCUGGUCACCCUCACGACAAACGCUGUGCAGAUCAAUCACAACUGGGAGGUGGUGUACCGGGACACCAGUGUGUAUGGCGUGGUGGGCAAAGCAGUGAUCCUGGAGUGCGGUGCCACCUUACCUGACAUGUACAUAUGGAGCUUCACCAAGCCCAGUACUGAAGCUAUAAAAGCUGUGGUGUAUGAUUUGGGGAAAGGAACGAGGAUCCAGAAGCUGGCCGAGAGGCUUGGAAAGUUGACGGUCAUCUCAAACAGUGCGGCCGUGAGCAUCGAGAAACUGGCCCUUGCUGCACACGGCCUGUUCACCUGCCAGGCCUUCUAUGACAUAGAACGGGAGCCCAAAGUCUACUACUACUACGUGCACCUUUCUGUCCGAGUUCCCGUCAGUAAGCCUUACCUCCUGAUGAGCGAUGCAUCCCCAGUGGAAGGAUCCACAAUGUGGAUGCGCUGCAAUCUGGAAAACGGGACCGGGCCUAUCCAGUAUCUGUGGAAACACGAGACUCGCAGUGGCAACGUCUCAGUCUUUGCACAGAGCAACACCAGCGUCAUCAACGUGACAGACGUCAACCGUAACCACACGGGCUGGUACCGCUGUGUGGCCAGCAACGCCGUCAACAGCGAGAGCUCAAACCGGUUAUGGCUGGACACCAUCUUUGGCCCGGACAUUCCUCAGAUAGACGUGACUCCGUACAGUAUCACAGAGCGGGGAUAUUCAGCCCUGGAGCGAGAGACUGUUUCUUUACUUUGUCAAGCCCAGUCCAACCCGGCCAGUCAGUACGUGUGGUUCUACAACAACUCCCAGGUCUACACCGGACCACAGUUCACCAUCACCAAGAUCCUCCGCAUGCACACUGGCGACUACGCCUGCUUGGCGCAGAACACCUACCUCAACACCCGCUCCAAAAAAACCAUCAGCCUGACUGUCUACUACCCGCCCGAUGGUUCACCCUCCUGUUCUGUGGAGGCAGCUUUGAAUCACACCUCUCUGAGACUGCUCUGCUCCUGGCCCGGCGGUUUCCCCUUCCCCUCCCUCCAGUGGACCGGAGACCUGAAACAAGUGGGACACGACGAGGCUGACACAGGGCAGGAAACAAAUCCACUGACCAACACUGCCAUCUUGCUGUCGAGCGAAGGCCUGACUUCCAACAACAGCUCGUUUACAUGCUUGGGCUCACACCUGGCACUCAAACACUCGACAGUGUGCAGCACACGCACAUAUGUCCCCCCUGCAGAACCAGUCUGCUUUGCCUAUGUGACUAACAACAAACAGUAUCUGAUGCUGUCCUGCUCCUGGGAUGGAGGGACCCCGAAAGCCUUGGUGUGGUGGGAGGGCCCGGGUGGCCAAGCAAAAGGCGGGGAACAAAACUCCAACAUCCUGAUCCUUCGCUACGGCACCGCCCACAGCGGGAAACCCUACACCUGCCAUGCUAAGCAUCCACUUCUGGUCCAAACCAAGACCUGCAGGCUAACACUGGAGGCUCCUGUAUUGUUGACGCAGCGCAGGGUCGUGUCUGUAUACGAAGGGAGUGAUGUCCAGCUCACCUGCAACCUGAGAGCCAACUACCUUCCCGUCAACGAAAUCACCUGGUUUAACAAUCAGGGUGUGGAUGUCCGAGGCACCUCAAAGUACACACUGCUGCGAACAUCUGCAUGGGCCAAUCUGACUGUGAGAGACACACAUGAGGCUCAAGACAGCGGCGAGUACAGGUGCUCCACUUCCAACGCAGUGGGAGGGACUGAAAUUAACGUCACUUUAGUGGUCAAGAGGCACCCCAUGCCUCCCAAUGCGACCCUGAUCAAAGUGAUGUAUAACAGUCAACUGCGUAACGAGGUGGAGCUGGAGUGGCAGGUAGAGAACGAAGAAGAAGGAGGCUGGACAGGUUUCAUCCUGGAGCACGUAUGGGUGUCAGAGCGACCAGGAAGAAGAGGCAGCAGGAAUAAUUCAAAGGAGGAGAGGAUCGGUCCACCAGUCUGGUACCGUAGCAUCAUCCAGGACCCAGAAGUCAGGAGUCAUACAGUAGGGAGACUGACACCAACCGUUACCUACCAGUUCCGCAUCAUACCUGUCAACCACCGCACCCUGGGACACCCUUCUGCAGCAAAGACUCCAGCGGAGCCACGCUACAAUGUGUACCCUGCUGUGAUUGGAGCAGCUAUAGGUGGGAUGCUCUUUGCAGCCAUCGUCACAGUGCUGCUACUCAUGUUCAUAAUCCGCAACCGCAACAACAAUCCUAGACUACAUGACAUGCUGUUUGGUUUGCAGCACAGCCAGUCGAGGGAAAACAUCAACUUCCCAGAGGAUGAAGUGGUAGCCGGGUCAGACGGAGGAAUAGAGGAGAUUGGUGGAUCAGCCAGUUCAGGUCCAACCAUGGCUUUGCCUCGGGCAUCUUCACCCCUUACCACCUCACCCCUGAGUGCCACCCAACCCAGCCAAGCCCCUCCUCCUGGUGAUGAUAAUGAGCCUGUCAGCGUCACCAUCACCGUCAAGGCUACAGGAUCAUAG